AUGUUUCCUGUACGCUUUAUAUUACUAAUUGUUUAUUACUGGUCAUUGAAAAUCAUGGCCAAAGAACAACCGAUCACAAUGGCAGCAUUGGGACGUCCAUUUCAUUUGGGUAUGCUCUAUGAUACACGUAGUGAUAAAAUAAUCACUGGCGCUACUCUUUGGGAUCCUCAAAACUUGGCCAACAAUACAAGCACACGUAAACAACCGUAUACUGGCUUUGAAAUAAUUACUGAAGAUUCAUUUCAAAAUAAGGCACAAGCUCUAGGAGUCGAAGCUAGUUUGAAAUUAAGUAUGUUUGGUGGAUUGAUCAGUAUAUCAGGUUCUGCUAAAUACGCUGAAGAUUCGCAGAAAACAAAUCAUGAAACACGUCUGACACUAAAAUAUUCAACUACAACACAUUUUGAACAAUUGACAAUGAAACAUCUUGGUGAAGGUAACAUGAAUCAUCUAUAUUUAAAUGAUAAGGAUUUUGCAACACAUGUCGUUACUGGUGUCCUUUAUGGUGCUGAAGCAUUUUUCGUAUUUGAUCGUACAAUAUCGAAUACUGAGUCUAAAAAAGAAAUUAGCGGUAAAUUACAUGUGAUGAUCAAUAAAAUACCAACAUUUCGAAUCGAAGGAGAAGCUAAAUUGAAUAUGAACAAUCAAGAACAGAAUUUCAUCGAUAAGUUGAAUUGUAAAUUUUAUGGUGAUUUUCGUUUGACUGAAAAUCCAAGUACGUUUGGUGAAGCGGUUAGAAUUUACCGUCAGUUACCACUGCUGUUGGGUAAAAAUGAUGAGAAUGUUAUACCAAAAAAAGUGUGGCUCUAUCCAUUAAAUUUAUUAGACAGUAAAGCGCAGCGUAUUGUUCGAGAGAUUUCAUCGAAUCUGAUUGAUUACUCAAUUUCGGUGGUUGAAAAACUGCAUUCUUUAGAAGUGAGCGCAUUAGAUUUAUCAAAAAGUUCAAUUUUUACAUAUUUUUAUCAUAUGAAAGACCAUUUAUUAAACUUUGUCACGCGAUUGUCGGAAUUUCAACGUGAUUUGAAAGAAAAAAUUGCAUUGUAUUUACCAAAAUUACGCGGGAACACAGGCAUUGAAGAAUCUGUUUUAUUUAAUUUGUUUAAAGAAGUUGAUUCAUCGCCAUUUAAUCAGCGAAAAUUAGAAUCAUGGCUAGAAGAAAAACGAAAAGAAAUCUCGCUAAUUACCUCAUGGAUCGAAAAUAUCGCCAAAGAGACGAGCUUAAACAUUACGAUUAAAUCCUCGUCAUUAAUUGAAUUCAUUGGUGAUACUCGAUAUAAUUAUAUACUCUGUUUUUCAUUUCGUUUGGUUGAAGAAGAUGAUCAGCAACUUAAUGAUAUGUACAAUUAUCGAUAUCACAAGACAAAUUUUAACUCGUCCAAUAGUCAUCAAAAACGCGUAAAAUGGUUUGAAAACAGCCGUACUAUAGCGAAAAUUCGGAAAAACUUACGACAAUUCGUUGAAUUUGCCACGGCUAACAAUGUUGAAAAUCUAAAGAUUAAAUUCAUUGUUGAUGAAGAAUACUCAGUUGAUAAAGUAAAAAGUGCUGAACUUACGCUCUACAAUGAUGAAUCAGAGAAACUAGACUUCAUCAUACCAAGUAAACCAGGUGCACCGUAUGCAGAAUCUGUUACAGACAAUGAUGUAACAUUAAGAUGGACAGAUGUAGCAAGUGGAACUGAACAAGUAAACAAAUACAAAGUUAUGUAUCGGAAAUACAGUAGUGAAAUAUUAGCUCACAAAAAUGACAGCGUGGAAGAAAGCAAGUGGACUGACAUAGAUACAACGGCUAAUGAUACGGAGAUAGUUAUUUCAGGUCUGCCAUCAAACACCACAUUUGUAUUCAAAGUGCAAGCUAUCACAGCAAUCGGACUUAGUGCAAUUAGUGAACUUAGUAAACCUAUUAGCACACAGGCUAAGGAAGAGAAAGAUCGUAAGUUGGCACUUUUUGUUUGUCUAUUGUAG
Messenger RNA from Rotaria sp. Silwood2, 1959 nucleotides. The record is from the annotation of a GenBank genome assembly. Lineage: Eukaryota; Metazoa; Rotifera; Eurotatoria; Philodinida; Philodinidae.